UCUGGUUCUUCAGGCGAUCAUGACCUAAGUAUAAGAUGCCGUUGGAGUGUCUUCGUCUUGGAAAAGAUCUUCACGCCACACCUCUGUGCCUAUAACGAAGAUAUUCAAGACCUGGCAUUUCCGACAAGCGCUCAAGUGCCACCCAUUUUACCACCUGCUCAGCAUGAAGACUAUCCACCAGAUCUAUAUAAUGCCUACAACUGCAAGGAAGACUGUGGAAUUACGGCAUAUUACAUCAAAAUGAUCUCCUUGUCUGGACAGGUAACAUCAUGGUUGCGGCUAAUUCGACUCGGAAAGCACGAGAUUCCAUGGUCACCCGAAUCCAGAUAUGCUAGGCUAGUUGCGAAGGCCUAUGAAUGUGAUGCCCAGCUUCCUGCGUGCCACCUGCUCAGGAAUGUCGCCUUUUCCAAACGUAGCCCGGACGACAUCUCUCGACAUAGGGAGUAUUGGAUUCCUUGGAUCCUCAUGCAAGUUGUAUGCCAUGCGAGCCUGUCACUCCUAAACCACCCCUUCAUUCACCUAGUUGCGGUUCGCAACGGCUCAAAGGGUUCCCAAUCUGGACUCUUCCUCCAAAACACAAUGGACUCGGCUAUUUUUAACUCACGCUGGGUUUUUCGCUUCCUCCGGCUCUGUGAUGAUCUUCAACUUGAAUUGUACGAUCCUCUCAUAGCCCAUCUCGUCGCGGCUGUGGCGACUAUUCCAUGGCUACUACAAUUUGUAGAGGACGAGAAGCUUUCACAGGAAGUUUCAAGGGAUCUUUCCUGGUGCAAGGAAUAUCUUCGUCGCUCAACUACAGUAUGGCCACACAUAUCACAAAAGCUGGAUAGCCUUCAGCGCCUAGAUCUCAUUACAGACCACUACCAUAAAUCACCGUCUGAGAAGCUUGGAGGUGUCACGUUUCCACCUUCUUUACUCUGGGAGUUGCUCAGUCCUGAAAUAUGCCUUAUGAAACAGUCCCAAAACUCUCAAGGUGGCCAACAAAUAAGCAACUCAAGAGGAAUGCCAGAUGCGAGGAUCCGGAUCACUACACAUCUAACACAUCCAUUAACGGAAUCACAACCGGAUGAGCCAAUUUUGAACGCAAAUAUUCGCACAGAUUCUUGGGGUUUCUUUGACCCAUAUGCCAUUGAGGAGAUGAAUGUAGAUGAUCUUCUUGCUUCUUUUGCUUCUGGUAUGUCUGGAAUGGAGUUU
This is a messenger RNA of Clonostachys byssicola, 1191 nucleotides long. The record is from the annotation of a GenBank genome assembly. Lineage: Eukaryota; Fungi; Ascomycota; Sordariomycetes; Hypocreales; Bionectriaceae.